CAGCGAGUUUUCACAGAAACCAGCCCACUCUUCAGACACCCUAAGACUUGAGCAAUUCGGGGAGAAUCACUUUGUGUCUUCCCGGCGUGGGGGUUCAGAACUGUUAGCUGACUGAAGUUGCUUGGAUCCCAGACUGUGGCCUGGUGAGCAUGGCCCAAAUCAAUGCUUCUGUCACCCACUUCCCUCCAGAACCCCCUGGAGCUCCCUCAUCACUUUCUACCUCUCUUCCUGCAGGGGGAGCUGCUGAGUCCAUGCCGCUGUGAUGGCUCUGUCAAGUGCACGCACCAGCCAUGCCUCAUCAAGUGGAUCAGCGAGCGGGGCUGCUGGAGCUGCGAGCUGUGCUACUACAAGUACCAUGUCAUCGCCAUAAGCACAAAGAAUCCUCUGCAGUGGCAAGCCAUCUCUCUGACGGUCAUUGAGAAGGUCCAGAUCGCAGCUGCCAUCCUGGGCUCCCUCUUCCUCAUCGCCAGUAUCUCUUGGCUCAUCUGGUCGACCUUCAGUCCCUCAGCUAAAUGGCAGCGCCAAGAUCUCCUCUUCCAGAUCUGCUAUGGGAUGUACGGCUUCAUGGACGUGGUGUGCAUAGGUCUCAUCAUCCACGAGGGACCCUCUGUGUACCGCAUCUUUAAACGGUGGCAAGCUGUCAACCAGCAGUGGAAAGUGCUGAACUACGACAAGGCAAAAGACCUGGAAGAGCAAAAGGCAGGAGGCAGGACAAACCCACGGACCUCCUCCUCCACCCAGGCCAACCUCCCUGCCACAGAAGAGGAGACGGCAGCCUCACCUGUCCCCGAGGAAGGCCCAGCCCGGCCUGCCAGCCACCCCUCAGGCACUCUGUCCCAUCACCACUGUGCUUACACCAUCCUGCACAUCCUGAGUCACUUGAGACCCCAUGAGCAGCGCAGCCCGCAGGGCGGCAGCCGAGAGCUCGUCAUGCGUGUCACGACAGUCUGAGAGGAGAGAC
Ochotona princeps (American pika) is the source of this 961-nucleotide messenger RNA. RefSeq names its product membrane associated ring-CH-type finger 4 (gene MARCHF4). The transcript has 3 exons. The record is from RefSeq and is a predicted model, not a curated record. NCBI's taxonomy places the organism in Eukaryota, Metazoa, Chordata, Mammalia, Lagomorpha, Ochotonidae. Gene Ontology annotation, biological process: protein ubiquitination. Gene Ontology annotation, molecular function: ubiquitin-protein transferase activity; zinc ion binding. Bases 163 to 951 code for a protein of 262 amino acids.